GCAAUUUCUAUCCCAGGUUUUUCUUGAUCAGUUCCUUAUUUUUUGGCUUUGCGAAGCCGGUGUUUCCUGGUGGCUUGCAAACUUGCAAACUCGCUUGCACUGCUUCUUGUGGAUACUAUUGCUUGGCUAACGCAUCACAGCCUUUUCUCGGCGUUUCGAGUCGAUGCUCACCUUGCUUUUAACAUACAGUUACACAAUAAUGCAGCAUGCCGAGCUGGAUCAGAUGAUGGUUGAGGCUGAGCAUGCUAACCCAACCCUUGACGCUGCUAGCCAUUUCUCCAGCAUAUGGUAUAUAUAAAUGUUGACAUAGUAUGGGGGCCCUUAGCAUUUAGGUUACCUUCAGUCACUCUAGACCCUCAUGUUUUGGAUCUUUUUCCACCUUCGUGCCCAGACGGCGCUUGGAUCCAAAAAAACGCCCGGACCCUCAACGUUGUGUAGGGGCUGAAUUGGAAGGCUUCAUUCGCGCUUGUGGUUUUCACCGAUCCUUCCUGUGCAUCGAUGCGCGGGUUCAGCCGCCCCGGGCACAAACGCCUGCGACCUUGCAGGAGCUGCCACAGAUGCCUCGAGCAUCUCUCGGGACAGAGUGGAGCUCAUGGGCUGCCACCGGCCUGCUAGCAGCUGGUGCCGCGGCAUUGGCAUGGAGGUCUCAGGCUCGUGAUGACUCCUCCACUACCAUGUAUGGUGGACAUGACAAGCGCACCUUUCGCGGGAAGUUGCAUGCUCACACCUUCGGGAAGUUCCGCCUGAGAAAGGGCAAGAAGAGACGCAUCAAAGCCAUCAAGAAUGGCACGUUUGAUGCGAGCAAAGUGGUGCAGAGAGGUCAGCCUGAACCAGAACACCCAUGGGAUCUCGACAACUUGAUCGAAAACCCGCUCUACUAUGCACCGGACUAUUUCACGGAGGUGCUCUAUGAUUAUUGGGGUGAUGUCAACGACAAGAUGCGCGAGAAGUGGCAGGAAUACAUGGGUGUAAAGGGCAACCAGAGAUAUUUCAAGAACUGGAGCCCGCCUGAAAUGAAUGCAUGAGUUGCACGGUUGGCGGAAAGGAGUUUGUAGCAGUUGCC
Molecule: messenger RNA, 1063 nt
Organism: Durusdinium trenchii
Lineage: Eukaryota; Dinophyceae; Suessiales; Symbiodiniaceae
Source: the annotation of a GenBank genome assembly